Fraxinus pennsylvanica is the source of this 1068-nucleotide messenger RNA. The record is from the annotation of a GenBank genome assembly. Lineage: Eukaryota; Viridiplantae; Streptophyta; Magnoliopsida; Lamiales; Oleaceae.
AUGGAUUUAUGGCCUGUGAAAUACUCCGAAAAUCGACAUGUUACCAAGAAACUCGUUAAACCCUCAAAUCAAAAGCCCAGAAAAACCCAUGAAGAAUUGACUGUUAAUGGUCCUAGAAUCGUUCGAAUAUCGGUCACUGAUCCUUAUGCAACAGAUUCCUCCAGUGAGGAAGAUGACGAGCUUUUCUGUCAGCAGCGAGUUAAGAAGUACAUCAAUGAAAUCAAAUUAGAAACAGCUAGUCAAAGUCAUCCUAACGCCAUUAGUAGCAGUACUAAUUGCAAGAAGAGUCUUCAACCCAAGCAGAAGCCGAUGAAGGUGAAGGAGAUGGCUCCGGCUAAUGGUGGCGUUAGAAAGUUCUGGGGUGUUAGGCAGAGGCCUUGGGGAAAAUGGGCGGCGGAAAUAAGAGAUCCGUUCCAGAAAGUUAGGCUAUGGUUGGGCACUUACAAUACGGCGGAGGAAGCAGCAAUGGUAUAUGACAACGCCGCCAUUAAACUUCGUGGACCGGAUGCUUUAACUAAUUUCGGCCAUCCUCCGGCAAUGGAGAAGCCGGGAAUCAAUGUGACUUCAGUUUCCGGCUACGAGUCCGGUGAUGAGUCACGCAAUCUUUGUUCUCCGACUUCUGUUCUCCAGUCCAGAAGUAGUCAACAGUCAAGUGAAGACCAACCCGACCCGGUUCAAAACUUGUGCAAACCGGCUGAACCUUGUGGAUCGGUUGAUGGACCGGCUUUGGAAACCGGGUCGGUCAAUGACCCGGUUCUUGAAGUUGAAGAGUGCAAAUGGGACUCUAAUGGGGUGCCAAAUUAUUUAAAUGAGUAUUUGCCAAUGGAUAUCCCAUUCUUAGAAGAUUUCUUCAAUUUCCAAUCUCAAGAACAGACAUUAUUUGAUGAAUAUCCACCAAAAAUUGCCAAUGAUUCUUGUGACUUUGAGAUGUCAUUUGAUGACUUUCCAUCUUUGGAUCACAGCUCACAAGUGGAAAAUUUUGGAGAAUUUAACAACUCGAUCGAAGAACUUCCCCUAUUAGGAUUAGAAGUUGAUAAUUAUUUUUGCGAUGAGAUGAAAUCUAUUUGA